AUGGAAUGGCUGCUGGAGGACGUGUUUGGGGCUGAGGGAGAUAUGGAGAUUCUCUGGGGCCAGCUGACUCAUGCCCUCGCCUGCAGACACUGUGGCAGCAGCUGCCUCCAGAGUCCAGGAAACCUGGUGAUACUGUUCUUGUUCAUGGUUUGGCAGAUCCGGAGGUGGCAACAUCUAGGGAUGUGGCAACAGCUUCAGCCCACGUGGUCUGGGGACAAGAAGCAAGACAAGGGCCUAUCACUUCUAUACUAUGUGGCCUUCCUUGGUUGCCUGUGGAAGAAGAAAUCAGAGAAGGAGGAGGAGAAAGAAGAGGACGAGGACGAGGAAGAGGAAGCAUCUCUGUAUCCAAUGGAGCAAUGUUCUCCCCAAAGAGCUCCCAUACAAGAGCAAGGCACCACAGCCCUGCCUCAGCCAUCUCGUGGUUCUGAGGGCCUUCCCAAGGUCACAGGGACAUUAGAGAAAAUACUCUCACAGCCUCCAAGCCCUUCUGGAUCCUUCCCCACCUUCCAGAUCCUGACCAACCUACCCGUGAGGCACAACACAGCACCAGGAAGCCACCUGCAACAGAGAAAAAGCCAGCUCUUCUGGGGUCUCCCCUCUCUGCACAGCGAGUCUUUGGAGGCCAUUUUCUUGAGCAGAAAUGGCCCCUUUCCCCUGAGGUUGUAUGUUCGUCCUUCUGUCUUCUUCAACAAGCUUGCUUUCCUGCCUAGGUAUAACCUCUUUCCCCAAAGUCACUUCCCAACCCAGUUUCCUAUCCUUGAAGCACAUACUUUAGAAGAUAUGGAAGGAAUGGUUUCUGGUCCUCAGUUGCUUCCACCUCCAUCUCUUCCUGUCCCAUCACUACCCCUCCACAAGGGAGUCCUAUCUGGCACUAAGGGAAAUACACAGUGGCUUACACAGCAGAGAGGGAGUCCUUGGGUAGACCAAGUCCGGUACCCACAGCCUGAAUCCCAAAUAAUCAGACCCUCUAAGCUCUUCUCAUCUGAGGCCUGGAGGAGGGUGUCAGGGGACCCCAGCCCUCAUCAACACAAUCCGGAUUUACCCUCUGCUUUGCUGUAUCCAUCUAGCUGUUUGGGAAUCCAAACUAGGUUUGAGGCCCAGUGGAGGACCAUGGGGCAAAAUGAGAAUCUGCACAUUUCUGAGUCAACAAUGCCAGCUUCUAGCUCAAACCCAGCCUUACUGCCAAAACUCCAGGAAGUAAACUCUAUAGGAGGCCUGUCUGGUUCCAAAGCCCCCUGGAAAACUAUAGAGCAAAAAGAGAACCCUCAGGUCUCUGAGUCCCCAGUCCUAGCACCAUGCCAACCCCUCAUCCCCAAGAUGGCAGCUCAAGGAACUGGCCCCUUGGGAAUCCCACCUGGAUAUCAGAUUCACUGGGGAACCAUAGAACAUAAAGCCCCUCAGUCCCCAAUGUCAAGCCCCUGCCAACCCCCGGCUUGUGUGUCAGAAUCCCAAAAAGUCAGUCCUCAAAGAGGACUUUGUGCACCCAAGGACUUCUUGGGAACUAUGGGCUACAGAGAGAAUCUUCAGACCUCUGAGGCUCCAAUGCCAGCCCCCUGCCCUCUCCUAGACUCCCUGCCAGAACUCCAAAGAGAGCAUCCUCUAGAAUAUGAGGCUCCGUUGGGAAGCAGAGAAAACUCAGGAAACUGGGCCUCUGAACCCUCAACCUUGGACCUCAAGCCAGGACUCCAUGAACCCAACCCUGCAUGUGCCCCAACAGCAUCUGAGACUCCAGGGAAGGGCACGCAGAGUAGAGAAAAUCUUUCAGUCUCUGUAGACCCAGCUUCAUCUCCCAACCUGCCCUCAGCCUCUCUGUUGGAGUCUCUGGUAACGGGCCCCCAGGGAGUCCUGUCUGAGUCCAAACCCUCAUGGGAGACCAAUGGGCAGAGAAUCAAUCUCUGGGCAUCUGACUCCCCAUACCCUCUCCACAGUGCACCACUAGCCCCCUCUACAGAACCGCACAUAAUCAAUACUGUGGAAGGCUUGCCUACAUCAGAAGCUACACAGAAGGCUACUGAGCAUCCCAGGAAUUCCUGGCCUUCUGAACCCCCACUUCUGGCCCUCAGCUCAACCCCAGCUGUUAUAGUAGAGCAGCCCAGAGUUAGUCCCAUGGGGGUCCUGUUUGAUUCUAAGGCUAGAUGUGGGGACGCGGGAGGGACAAAGAGCUCCUGGGACUCUGAGGUCCCUGCCUGCAGCUUACCCCAAGGUCCGCAAGGAGCCAGCCUCCUGGGAGUCCUGUUUGACUCUGAGCCUGUUGGGGCAGUCGUGGAGCAGAGAAAAAACAUUGUUUCUGUGUCCCCUGUUUGGGACUCCAAACCACCCCCAAAGUCUGUUUCAAAGUCCCACGUAAGUAGUGAGCCUUUUGAAGAUCAAUGCAACUGUAAUUCUGAGGGGGAAGCAGCAGAACAGAAAGAGAACUGCUGUGCUUUUAAGGGCCCAGACCCCAGCUCACUCGCUGUUCCUCUGCCAGAGCCACACAUUGACCUUGAUCUUGUAUGCAGAAAUGUGCAACAGAGAGAGGUCCCCCAGGACCUCAGCCUUCCAAAAGUGGAUCCCUUGAAACCAAUAGCCUGGUCUCCCACCACAGCUGAAGUUCUGAAGAUUGAGCCCACUCAGCCCAGCCUAUCCAGUCUGGUCCCAGGGACUAAGGCAGAAGCCCCAUCCUCCCAGGCAGAGGCUGUCCCAGAGGUGCUCACUUGCAGUGAGAUCCACGCCUGGCAAUGGAGUAGAGAGUUGGAACUCAUGCUCAAGAAACUGCAGCAGAGUCCGGCUUCCAGAUCCCCUCGCCCAAGUCAACAGUUUUGCAGCUCUCCUGCCCUGAGCUCCCCACCUCCAGACUCCUGGGAACUGUCUUCCUACCCCCGACAGCAGACUGACCCCUCCAACCUGUGCCCCCAUUCUUCAAGCUAUUAUCCCCCCAAAAUUCACAGCACAGUACUUCAACCUGCCCAGGCUUCCCACAGUCAUCACUCUCAUUUCUCUUCCCAGACUCUGCCACGAGGGUCUGGCAGAGCAGAAAAAGGGUCUCCGAGAGCAGAGAAAAUAAAGAGGAAGAUGGUGGUCCAGGUCUCAGGUGUCCACAGGGAGUCUAGUCAGAAUAGUCCAGGCCUGAGAGAACCCUCAAAUCCCAAGGUUCUGGCCUCAGGCAAGAGACAGGAAAAGGCUCCAGUCCUAACUUUAUCCAAAAAGACAGAGAGCCCCAGAAAACCCAAAGCAGGAGAGCACAGCAAGAUAGGGUCACCCACAGUCACAGGCACCCAGGCCCAAAGAGGAGUGGAGGCCUCUGUGAGCAGACUGUCCCAAAGGCCUCAGCACAAAGGCCAAGGACCUCAACACACUGCUCUUCCCACGGCUGCUGGUCCCCAGUACCAGAGACAGGACAUGCAAUACUCUUACCACUGUAAGCACUGUCCUUGGGCCCGUGUGCAGACGCGUCUCUCUCCUCCCACACCCCAGGCUCCCCUUACCAGGCGUCUCCAAAAGGCAUUAGCAAAGUUGCUGGGUACCCACAGACCCCUGCCCACCAAAUCUAGUCAGUAA
This is a messenger RNA of Lepus europaeus (European hare), 3537 nucleotides long. RefSeq names its product SPATA31 subfamily G member 1 (gene SPATA31G1). The record is from RefSeq and is a predicted model, not a curated record. Bases 1 to 3537 code for a protein of 1178 amino acids. Lineage: Eukaryota; Metazoa; Chordata; Mammalia; Lagomorpha; Leporidae. The transcript has 3 exons.